Messenger RNA from Rhipicephalus sanguineus (brown dog tick), 838 nucleotides. RefSeq lists its product as uncharacterized. NCBI's taxonomy places the organism in Eukaryota, Metazoa, Arthropoda, Arachnida, Ixodida, Ixodidae. The transcript is spliced from 3 exons. The coding region runs from base 332 to 823 and encodes 163 amino acids. The record is from RefSeq and is a predicted model, not a curated record.
GCUUCUAUGGAGUAACGGUGGGGAAUAGAAAAACUUUGUAAUAUCGAGGAAUUCAUUGUAUGGAGGUUCGUUAUAGGCAAGUUUAACUGUAUUCAUCACCAACUAUUUUCACUUAGGACCAUUUGCAUGCUCCUAAUUGAAAAUGAUCUUGUGCAAUAUUGCUAAGAAAGUGGUACUGGAAAGAACUAUCACUAAAGAGCAACAAUACUUAACGUGUCAUAUUCUAGUUCUGUAUAGCAAAUUUCAGGCAACUGCACGCAAACGCUGAUGGUAUUCUCUUUACCAGUGGCGGGAGAUCGUCUUAACUACGCCUCCUUAUAAAGAGGUGCGCAUGGUUCGUGCCCCACCACCAAUGACGCUCCCGAGAGGCGGUGCCACCCUGACCCUGCCUCCAGGAACGACGCUGGUGCGCGCUCCACUGGCAUCCAACAUGCGACCAGGUGUUCCCCAGCAAAUGUCAGUGGUGCGGCCACCAGUGCCAACGGCCUCCACGCCAGCCGCAACCACCAACCUGUCACUUCCUCCCAAGCCAACACUGCAAGUUCAAGUGCCUGGUGCAGGGCCGAGUACUCCUGCCAGGCAGCCACCACCACCACAACCGUCGCUGCAGGUUCAGGUUCCUGGCAGCAGUACAACUGUGCGGCCAGCCAAGCCAGAUGCCACUGUUUCUAUUAUAAAAGCUCAACAUCCAGCUUCUUUACCACCAACACCACGGUACAUUGAUGAUCCCAAAAAGAGACGACUACCGCCGAAGCCUGCUUUAAAGAUCACGAAGGCGGCCAGCGGUGAGAAAGGCACGGUUAAGUUCUUGCUUUUCUCUUGAUUCAUAGGGGUAAGG